AUGUCACCUUCGAAACGCGACGAAGACCGGUCACGCGUUGACGGCUUCGAGAUGGAGAUCUCCAAACUCGUCAAGGACGAGGCGACAUCGAAGCAACGGAAGCAGCAGGCAGGGUUGGGUCACUGUGAACGAACCCUGCUGGGUGCGGCUGCGUGCGGCAACAAAACACGGGGAGCAGAUGAUGCCUCGAAGGCGCUCGUGAUGGCCGGAGCAGACCCAAAUCUUGGCAAUGCUGACGGCGAUAGUCCACUCCACCUCGCUGCCGAAGCAGGGCACCACCGAGUAAUAGUUAUCCUUCUCCUUCGGAAAAAGGCCCAAGCUGCAGCCCCGAGGAAUGUAUUCCUAGAGACUCCUCGCCAAAUCGCUGCUGCCAUGGGUCAUACGCUAUGUAUCUCUGAGCUUUUGAUGGGCGGUGCAGACAGGGACGUGGAUGAUGGGAAAGGUGAAACGCCACUGUUCAAGGCGGCAGCAAACAACCACCUCGGGGCUAUCCAAGAGCUUCUAGCUGCCGGUGCCGACCAAAGCAUUCUUACCAUGAGCUAUCGUUCUCCGCUUCAGGCUGCUGCAAGCAGGGUCGAUGCCACCGAUAAUCGCGGAUGGACAGCCCUGCACUGUGCUGCUUAUUUUGACAGACCUGUCCAUGAUAACGGCGAUGCUGUCCGUGCACUUCUGGAAGCUGGGGCUGACGUCAACGUGAAGAACGACGCCCACGUCAGCGAUGAUAUCUUCACGCCUCUCCAUGUCGCCGUGAGUCGUCCGAUGGCAUCGAUCUGCACGAUCCGCGCGCUGUUGGAGGGAUGGGCGGAUGUCAAUGUGCGUGACGACUGCAAUCAGACGCCACUGCAUGUCGCUUGCAUGUGGGGGGAUCUUUCUGGUGUGGAGCUUCUGCUGCGUUGGGGAGCAGAUGAGAUGCUGAAGAAAAAUAGGGUAGACACGCCUGCAGACGUGAUAGGAGUGUGGGGAGAUGAAGAUCGCAACGACGAGGAAAUCGAGGCCGACAACCAGCGCAUUCGGCCCGUGCUGGCGCGCGCCGCGGCCGACAGGUCAUGGCAUCGCCGCGACUGGCUAGUGUUGAGCCGUUCCUGCCCGACCAGGGUGCACAUCGCCUGCAGAAGCAGCAGCAGCAGCAGCGGCAGCAGCUCCAAAGUGGCGAGGGUCAGCGUCGACGACUCGGAUGGGAAUGAUAUGUAG
Ectocarpus sp. CCAP 1310/34 is the source of this 1191-nucleotide messenger RNA. The record is from the annotation of a GenBank genome assembly. NCBI's taxonomy places the organism in Eukaryota, Phaeophyceae, Ectocarpales, Ectocarpaceae.